Halteromyces radiatus is the source of this 836-nucleotide messenger RNA. RefSeq names its product ClpP/crotonase-like domain-containing protein. Gene Ontology annotation, biological process: fatty acid beta-oxidation. Bases 34 to 777 code for a protein of 247 amino acids. NCBI's taxonomy places the organism in Eukaryota, Fungi, Mucoromycota, Mucoromycetes, Mucorales, Cunninghamellaceae. Gene Ontology annotation, molecular function: enoyl-CoA hydratase activity; delta(3)-delta(2)-enoyl-CoA isomerase activity. The record is from RefSeq and is a predicted model, not a curated record. The transcript has 5 exons. Gene Ontology annotation, cellular component: peroxisome.
UUUCUUUCCUCUUUUUUUUUUUUAAUAGUAAACAUGACUUCUUCUAUUUUCCCACAAUCGUUUCCUUCCAAAGACAAUGCUCAAAUGACUCUAAGUCAAGAAGGUCAUUUGUUUGUAUUGCAUUUGCAUCAUAAAGACAAUCGCUUUACUCCCGAAUUCUGUCGUAGUAUUUUGGCCGCUCUUCAAGUAGUAGAAGACAUUUACAUUGCUGCUGAUGAACCUCCUGAAAUGGCUUUGGUGACAGUGGGAAAUGGCAAGAUCUUUAGUAAUGGUCUUGAUUUGGUCUACACUGUGUCUUAUCAACCCUUCAUGGAUAUUUACUUUUCUAUGCUCAAGAAAUUAUUGACUUUUUGUAUCCCUACAGUAGCUGCUUUGAAUGGACAUGCAUUUGCUGGUGGAUGUAUCUUUGCUCUUUGUCAUGAUUAUCGAGUGAUGCGAUCAGAUCGUGGUUAUAUUUGCAUGAAUGAAGUUGAAUUUGGUGCACCUUUACCUCCUGGCAUGAGUUCCGUCCUACAACAUAAAUUAUCACCCGUGACAUUCCGCAAUAUGGUAUUACGUGCUCAUCGAUUCAAUGCAAAAGAAUCUUUGGAACAAGGUUUGGUCGAUGUUGCUGUGCCUGAAAAUGAAGUCUUACCCAAGGCAAAAGAAGUCGCUUUGCAAGUCGCCAAAUUCGCCAAAUCUGGUGGUUCUGCUUAUAAACAAUUGAAAGAUCAGAUGUACUUUGAAGUCGCACAACAACUAUCUGUACCAUACCAUCGCUUGGCUUCUCGUUUGUAGACAGAUACCUUUUUUUGUUGAUGAUCCUAUUACAAAUUUAUUUGUUUCGUCUUUGUGGU